Molecule: messenger RNA, 1507 nt
Organism: Leptopilina heterotoma
Lineage: Eukaryota; Metazoa; Arthropoda; Insecta; Hymenoptera; Figitidae
Product: hsp70-binding protein 1-like
Exons: 5
Coding region: 280-1407 (375 amino acids)
Source: RefSeq, a predicted model, not a curated record
GUAUAUAUAUGAACAUAACCUUCAAAAAAACAAAACGCCAAAUUCGCAGGCAAAUACAUCAUAGAAAAUAUAGUCAUCGCGUGAAUCAAAAUUUUAGUAAGUCUCCUCGACUAAAAAAUUCAUCAUUUAUUUAAAACAAGUGAUUGAAUGAAAACAAGAAAAAAUAAUUUCUCUCUAACCUUGAGGCAAAAAUUAAAAAUUUCAAUAAACAUUCUGCCAUUCAAUACAUUAUAAAGAAAAUGAAUCAAUUUACAGAUUAAAACGUGCUUUUAUCGAUUAAUGGGAGCUUCUCACGCUGGAAAACAAACGAAAAACAUGAACAGUAAAAAUUCCCAGUCAAAUAGUAAUAAUGCCGGCCAGGAGAAUGCCAGCAGCAGUGCAAGACCACUUUCGAUUGAAGCACCUCGUUCACAGAGUGAAAAUCAAUCGAGUGGACAACCAUUGCCAAAUCAACCACGACAACCAUAUAAUUUACCAGGACUUAUGCGAUUUUCAUUGGAAGCAAAGGGAUCCGAUACAUCUAAUCAAUCGCAUAUACAACCAUUGGAUGAGGAGCGAAAAGCAUUUUUAAAAAACGCUCUAAAUUCAAUGACGAUAAAUGUAAUCGAGGAAUUAAAUGAAUGCGUGAAAUUUCUACAAAAUGUAAUUGAUCUUCAAAUUGAUGAAGAUCCAACGGAAUAUGAAUCGGCAAUUGAGGCGAUUUCGGAUUAUUGCGACAGAGCCGAUACUGCAAAUGAUUUUUAUAAAAUUGGCGGAUUCUCAAUAAUUGGAGUGUGUUUGAAUUCCAUUCACAGUGGAAUUAGAUCGCGAAUUGCCAAUUUAAUUGCCGUAUUAUCGCAAAAUAAUCCAUUUUGUCAAGAGAAAAUAUUGUCAGCUGGUUAUAUACCAAUUUUAUUGAAUAUGGUUGAUAGUGACCUAGACGAUCAAGCAAGAGUUAAGGGACUUUAUGCCGUUUCUUGUGUAGUGAGAGAAUCCGAGAACGGAUUGAAACACAUUGAAGUGAACGAUGGUUAUUCCGUUUUAUUACGAGCAAUUCAGAGUCCAGUGGAAAAAUUACAAACUAAAUCCGCCUUUUUACUAUCGUCACUCUGCAAUCUCAAUUUAAAUGAAUUAAAAUUAACGCUCAUAAAAAUGGGACUCAUUGAACAAGUUGCUGCUCUUCUAACAAUGGGCAAUCUUCGUCCGGAAACAAAAUUACAAUUGUUGAGAGUAUUGAGUGGAUUGACGAAUAAUGGAUAUUUUCCAGCCUUGAAAGAAUGUCGUCGACCUGAAUUGUGUCUGAAGCAGACACUCGAGAGGCAUUUGCAGGAAUCGAAAAAAGAAGAAAGUAUAGAUCGCGAGGAUAUUUGUAAAGAUCUUCUAGAUAAAGUAUUUGCCGACAAGAAAUCACAAGAUCAGGAGAGAUAAUUUAUUAGCAAACUAAACAACAUCGAUAUCUAUAAAUAAUUCCUUUGAAAUGAAAAAAAAUCGCAUUAAUUUCAUUUAUCAUGCAAAAUAUGUACAAAAA